This is a messenger RNA of Odontomachus brunneus, 6223 nucleotides long. Its product is annotated as bestrophin-4. NCBI's taxonomy places the organism in Eukaryota, Metazoa, Arthropoda, Insecta, Hymenoptera, Formicidae. The transcript has 9 exons. The record is from RefSeq and is a predicted model, not a curated record. Bases 1449 to 3512 code for a protein of 687 amino acids. Gene Ontology annotation, molecular function: chloride channel activity.
GUUAGUGUGCUGCGACGGUUGUUACCUCAGUACUGGUCUGGUCUGGUGUGGUGAUAUACGUUCGUGCGAUGUGGGAGACAUAUGAGUUGCUAUGAACGUGCGUCUGCUUUUGCUCCGAUUCGGGAUCACAUGUGUCGUUCCGUAUAUUCACACGUCCUGUGCAAGUUGAUUGAACCGAAAACACAAAAUGAAAAUUGCUUUCGAGGAGACCGUGUGAACAGGAUUUUCAAGCUUGAUUGGAAUCAGCUAUGAUGGAACGUAUUGGCUUUAAUUGGGAAAAUAGCAGCUUAACACUUGCGGUUAAAUCAUCCGACAUACAGCGCGAUUCGUGCCUUUGAAACAAUCCUUAGUAUUAACAAACCGAACCGUCCAUUUCAAGGAAUUUUAAAUAAAACGAAAUUUUACGUUUCACGAGAUUCAUUCACGUUUAUACGUUAUAAAUUUUUAAAAAUAUUGCGACAAUAAAGCAAAUUGCAGCGAGGGAAUAUUCAAAGUGCACAAUUUUGCCGAUAGAGACCAAGACUGGUAAUUACCUGUUAAGUUAAACUCGAGUGACGAAUGUGAUCAAGAUAUAUUUGAUGAAUCGUACGAACUUUUCUUGACGAUGGCGCUUUUGUAGAAAACUAGCCGCUGGAAGCAAUGCCGGAAUGAGUUAAAAUUAAAAUUCGAAGAAAAUGAAAAUAACGCUAUCUACAGUACGGAACAUUGGAGAAGACGAUAAAUAAGUAACGAGUAUUAUCUCUGAGAUAAAAUUUAGAUUUAUCUCUGGAAUAAUGAGACCAGAUAUAUAUCACAGAUAGUAAAUUCUCGCACGAGUCGAAUGCAAACACAUAAGUCCACGAAAGUUUGGCCGAUUAUCUGAAAGAAAUUAACGUUGUGCAAAUUUCUCUGAAAUCUAUUAAAACCCGAUAAAAAGAAAUAUAUGUACAAGAUAUCAAUCACAAUAAAUAUAAGAAACUCGGGUGCUCGUAGGAGAGGCAAUAUUGUACGCAGAUAUUAUAUUGAUUCUCGAUACGAUUUUCUCGGCGAAAAAGCGAGGAAAAGAGGAAGAAGAAAAUGAGAAGGGAUUCUGACAUCAGCUCGAAACAAUAGUUCCCUUGACGGCACUAAUUAUCGCAAAGUGCGAAAACGUCUGCCUAAUAAGACCAAUAAGUUCAUUUCGCGCUUGCUGAUAAGCUUAUGUAAUCACGACGGAAGACGCGGCCCGAUAGUGUAUCGGCGACGACCUUCUCGAGAUCCGUCUACUCGACUGCGCCGACGAGGAAGCGGAAUCUGAGGUAAUGCCUAGAUGUAGUUGACGAUAUAUCAUUCGGUCGCGUGCCGACGUGGGGAACGGCUGCCGCUACCGCCGCGAAGAAUAUCACGAGGUCUCCGCCGGCAAAAGUGCGGGCCGAGCGCGAACAGCUGAGAGUGAACCACGUGCGACAGUUACCUUAGUCGAAUGAGAGAUGACGGUCUCCUACACUGCCGAGGUAGCGACAUGCAGGGGUCUUGGUUGCUUCCUCAAGUUGCUGCUCAGAUGGCGAGCGAGCAUCUACAAACUCGUCUGGCUCGAUUUGGCGCUCUACCUCUCUAUCUACUAUGCUCUAUCCGGAACUUACCGCCUGAUAUUGAACGCUGAGCAGAAGAAAACUUUCGAGGCCGUGGUGGCGUACUGCAACGAGUACAGCGACUUGAUACCGUUGUCGUUUGUCUUGGGCUUCUAUGUCAGUAUAGUCAUGACUAGGUGGUGGAAUCAAUACAUGGCGAUACCAUGGCCCGAUUCCAUUGCAGUCUUCGUAUCGGCCACUGUACACGGAAACGACGAACGCGGCCGUCUAAUGCGCCGGACAAUCAUUAGGUACGUUUGUGUCUGUCUAACUAUGGUCCUCUCGAACGUUUCACCGCGAGUAAAGAAGAGAUUCCCUACUUUGGAACAUUUCGUCGAGUCUGGUUUGUUGCUGGAGAACGAGCUCUCAGUAUUCCAAGGUCUGAAUGCCAAAUUCCCUAAGCCGAGCAAACACUGGCUGCCGAUUGUUUGGGCCUCCAGCAUCGUGACUCGUGCUAGAAAAGAAGGCCGAAUACGCGACGAUUUCGCGAUGAAGACCCUCGUAGACGAACUUAAUCAAUUCCGCGGAAAAUGUGGCAGUAUUACACAUUACGACACGAUUAGUGUCCCCUUAGUCUAUACUCAGGUCGUAACAUUGGCAGUCUACACGUACUUCCUUACCAGCGUGAUAGGUCGUCAGAUUGUUGAAAGCUCGACCAUCACCAUCGAUCUGUAUUUCCCAGUAUUUGCGACGUUGCAAUUCUUUUUUUACAUGGGUUGGCUGAAAGUGGCCGAAACAUUGAUCAAUCCGUUCGGCGAAGACGAUGACGACUUUGAAGUCAACUGGUUAAUCGAUCGAAAUUUGCAGGUGAGCUAUCUAAUCGUUGACGAGAUGCAUCACGAGCAUCCUGAGCUCAUACGCGAUCAAUAUUGGGAUGAGAUAUUUCCCACAGAGUUGCCGUAUACAGCUGCGGCUCAACCUUUCCGUGAGGAACAUCCACAACCCUCAACAGCUGGCAUACAAUUAUCUGCAGCGCAACAAGAAUUGCAACCGUCAUCAGUUAAGAUCGAUGAAAUGUUGUCAGAUUAUCAGAAAUUUCGCCCGGAUAUGGCUGACGACGCUGCGUCAGGAAUACAUUUCACUGCAAGAGGCAAGAUGUCCCGGAGUGCCAGUAGAGUGAGUAAUCGAGAUCGUACACUCAGUGGAGGCUCGACUUCUAGUAAUUUGGGCGGUUCGCUCACCAGGAUAAACAGUGUCACCAGCGUGCUCAAACGAUUCUUCAGUAGAGAAGAUAGACCAGACGGAGUUACCACGAGUGAUAGCAAAACACCGGCAAAGAUUCCAAGUUCGAGUUCUACAGCCUCGCUGCAGAUGCGACAAAUAAACGCAGGUGCAGGUGGUUCCAUGAGGAUAGGUGUCAUCGAGGAGGUGGACGAGCAGAUGACAUUGACUUCAAUGAAGCACGAGAGUAAACCCCACGUACAGAGUAUAUUCGCACAAGGUCCACCACCGCCAAGCGCACCCGUUGACGUUCCCAGCGGUGAGCGAUCUCACAAGCGCGAUAUGUUCUCCAGAAGCGCACCCGUGGGAGGGAACAUAUGUACAAGCGACAAUUUGGAUACCAGAAUUACGCAUGAGAGAAGGAAAGGCAUUAGGAAGCAAGAAUCUACGCAUUCGGUGCAAUCGAACAUCACCUACGAGCCGACUAUCAGUUAUAUCGGUAGUGGAAGCAACGAUGAUCUUCCUAGCACCACGAGCUCAUCGUGUUCCAGCGACACCGCGGACGAGUUUACGAAAUUGAAGACCGAGAGGAAGGAGCAGAGACGUAAUCGUAGGCUCGCCCGAAGUGCGAGUACGAUCAACGAUCAAGCGCAAAGCCCUGUUGACGCGGAGACUCUUUUGCUCACAGAAUUGGCACAAGCGUCGCAUCUCGCCACAUUGGCGGCCGAAGAAAGGACCGAAGAAAGAAAUUAUCGGAAAUAAUACGAAUUCUCUUCACAUCGUAGUUUUACAAAAAAAGUAAAAAGAGAUUUGUUUGAAAGAAUAGAUUGCUUGAGUAUAUUUCUAAAAUGGCACUAAAAGUUAUUCUUUUCUUUCGAUAGUUAAUAAACAGCAGAAAGAUAAAUAUAGUAAAGUCAUUCCCGUGAUGCUACUGGAAAUGGCAUACAAGAAUUUUUAACGUAUUAUUUCUUGCUUCUGACAUUACAAUCUAACAUGAUCGCAGUGGAUAUCCAUACAGAAAUGCAUCAUAAGGAUAUCCCAAUAUGGAUUCUUUUCUCUCGAUAGUUAAUGAACAGCAGUAAGAUAAAUAUGGUCAAGUCACUCGCGUAAUGCUGUUGGAAAUGGCACGCAAGAAUUUAUAACGAGUCAUUUCUUGCUUCUGACAUUACAAUCAAUAUGAUUGCAGCGGAUAUCACACAGCAGAAAUGCAUCAUAAGGAUAUCCUAAAUAUUCUUAUAUCGCAAUAUUUUUAGGAUAUCACAACAUAAUAUGGACAUUUCUACUGUGUGAAGAGCCGUACCCUGGCAUGCAAUUUUCCUCUUUAAUUAAUUUAAGUUAAUUAUAAUUUUAACUUAAUUAUAAUACUUUUACUUAAUUAUAAUUUUAGUUAAUUAAGUUGAUUUAAUUAUAAUUUUAAUUAAUUUAUUAUUAUAGUUAUUUACUAGCGGUUAGGAGAAAAUAAUAGUUUUCGGAACAUCUUAUGAGUACUCUUUUAUUCAAAUAUUUUCUUUUUUGCAAAUGGCACGCAAGAAUUUUUAACAUGUCAUUUCUCACUUUUUUGAUGUAACAAUUUAACAUGGCCAUGGCGAGUACCCAAGAGCCUUGACAUGACAUCAGUGUUAUAAUCUCCCACUUCAUAAAAUAACUGUUACAUAACAUACGCGUUGUAGUGUAUUUACAUUAUUGAGUAAGAAAUUGUAACAUUGACGUUACUAAUAGUUGGUAUUUACUGGGUGUCGAGUUGUUCGAUCUAAUCUUUCGAUGGAAUGUAUAAAGCUCACAUAAGCCUAUCAGUUAAACUAUGAUAUGAAAAAAAUUUGUAUUGUAUCUGUUAUUCUUAAAAUUAUAAUUAAAUUAAAUCAAUUAGAAAGGAAAAUCGCAUGUCACGAUACGACUCUCUACAAAGCAGAAAUCUCCAAAUAUUAUGCCGCAAUAUCCUAAAGAUAUUGCGAUAUAAGGAUAUUUAGGAUAUCCUUAUAUCGCAACCUUAUAAUGCAUUUCUGCUAUGUGGAUAUCCGCUGCAAUUAUAUUAGAUUGUAAUGUCAGAAACAAGAAAUGACGUUAUAAAUUCUUGCGUGCCAUUUCCAACAGCAUCACGCGAGUGACUUUACCAUAUUUAUGUUACUGCUGUUCGUUAACUAUAAAGAGAAAAGAAUAUCUUUUAACGCGUUUUACAAGUAUAUUCAAGCAAUCUGCAAGCAAAGCAAGUGUUCUUUCAAACAAAACUUUUUUAUUUGUAUUUGUAAAUAGCAUGUAUGAAUUUUGGGAAUACGUUUUCUCAUUACAGACAUCAUCGAUCAAGAAUUCUGCGGCGAAAAAAACCUUAAUUUAUGUUUACUGGAUAGUACAUCGCAAUCAUGUAAACGAUAGAUUUUUUUAUUUAGAUUUUUUACAUUUCCUGCGUACUUAUGAAACAAUAUCUUGUGGAACAAGAAAUUUAUCAUUAUCGUUGUCAAUUCGACCAGAGUGACUGUGACGAUAAAUGUUAUUCGUACGUAAGCCGGUUGUGAGGUAAUUAGCGAUUGAUAGAUUUUCGACAUUCCUACGAAUUUGGUAGGACACUUAAAGCUUUAGCAACGACAAGUUGAUGUAAAGAUUUUUUACAUGAACGCGCAAAUAAAUACGCGACAGUAGAGGUGCUCCAAUGCGAUAGUAGAGGACUUUUGUUUCGCAAUUUAAUUCAUAAGUGAUGAAAAUGAAAAAUCUCAUAUCUUUUUAAAUAGUAGCUUAUAUGUAAUAAAUAUGUUAUUAAUAUUUGUAUAAGUAACGCAUCAUUAUUGUAUAUGCAUAGUGUUUCUAAAAUUAUUUUCAUGUGAGCGAAAAACUCAAGAUAAAUUGCUAAAGGUGCUAUAUGUAAAAAUUCGUUAAUCAACGUAUUCCACUAAGUCCGCUUUAUACAACGAAAAUACAAAAUAUAUUUGCAUUUUCGGGUUGCAUUCUAAAAUGUCCCUCUUGAGGAAAAUUUUACUCAAUACCUAUAAUAUAUGUAAAGUUUUGGACUGCAACCUCGGAUAGCAUAAACAUCCCGGAAUUAUAUUAAUGUAUCAAGAAUAGUAAGAUCAAGAAUCCAAGAUCAAGGAUCCAAGAUCAAGGAUCUUAGAUCAAGGAUCUUCUUUUCUAGGGACGUCUUAAAUACAUUUGAGAUCUCAGGAUGUUUUUUGUUAUAUGGAUUUCACAGGUUUGCUAUAUUUCACAAUUUCUGAAAAGUGAAAACCAUACUGAAUAAAAAUUAGUUUUGUACAUUUGGAAAAACUCUUUUCUCUCUUUUAUUUAAUUUUCAUCAUAUAAAAUUGAUUUUUAUGUUUUUCCUAUGCAAUGUUAUAUACAGAUUUUACAGAACUACGCAUAUGAACGACUUGACUAUUAUUGGUUAUUCUUUUACUAACAUUCCACCUUGUACACGGUUUGUUAUGAUGCUCGCAAAUAAGCCAUUUGUUUUGCAGUAUUAUUAAAAUAAAAUAUUUUUGAUAAGA